Molecule: messenger RNA, 1580 nt
Organism: Leptidea sinapis
Lineage: Eukaryota; Metazoa; Arthropoda; Insecta; Lepidoptera; Pieridae
Gene: Tub4
Product: tubulin beta-4 chain
Exons: 2
Coding region: 146-1474 (442 amino acids)
Biological process (GO): mitotic cell cycle; microtubule cytoskeleton organization
Cellular component (GO): microtubule; cytoplasm
Molecular function (GO): GTPase activity; structural constituent of cytoskeleton; GTP binding
Source: RefSeq, a predicted model, not a curated record
CUCCAUUCUUUUUGGAAAAAUUGUGUGUGAUGCACGUAUAGUUAAAAUCUACAUUUUUUUUAAAUAUAUUUUUUUAUGACUGAAUUCAGAGUUUGAAAUUUUAAAAAUCUAGAUUUUAGGCGCUAAAUUUUUCGUGUUUUACAAGAUGAGGGAAAUCGUCCACAUCCAAGCCGGGCAAUGCGGAAACCAGAUCGGAGCCAAGUUCUGGGAAGUAAUAUCGGACGAGCAUGGCAUCGACCCGACCGGUGCAUAUCAUGGAGACUCCGAUCUGCAGUUGGAGCGUAUCAACGUCUACUACAACGAGGCGUCUGGUGGAAAAUAUGUGCCUCGUGCGGUACUAGUAGACCUUGAGCCCGGCACCAUGGACUCCGUGCGUUCUGGACCUUUCGGCCAAAUAUUCCGUCCCGACAAUUUUGUUUUCGGACAAUCAGGUGCAGGUAAUAAUUGGGCUAAAGGCCACUAUACUGAAGGAGCAGAAUUGGUUGACUCUGUGCUAGAUGUUGUCCGGAAGGAGGCGGAAGGCUGUGAUUGUUUACAAGGGUUUCAGCUCACACAUUCAUUAGGUGGCGGUACUGGCUCAGGAAUGGGUACACUUUUGAUAUCAAAGAUAAGAGAAGAAUACCCCGACCGUAUUAUGAACACUUUCUCUGUGGUGCCCAGUCCAAAAGUAUCAGAUACUGUAGUUGAGCCUUACAAUGCGACACUAUCUGUUCAUCAGCUGGUUGAAAACACUGAUGAAACAUUUUGCAUAGAUAAUGAGGCUCUUUAUGAUAUUUGUUUUCGGACAUUGAAACUUACAACACCAACCUACGGGGAUUUGAAUCAUUUGGUAUCCGCAACCAUGUCUGGGGUUACUACUUGCCUCAGGUUUCCUGGACAAUUGAAUGCAGACUUGCGUAAGUUGGCUGUAAACAUGGUACCCUUUCCUAGACUGCACUUUUUCAUGCCUGGUUUCGCGCCAUUGACAUCGCGUGGAAGCCAGCAAUAUAGAGCACUGUCAGUACCAGAGCUGACGCAGCAAAUGUUCGACGCUAAGAAUAUGAUGGCGGCGUGUGAUCCGCGACAUGGUCGCUACCUCACCGUGGCUGCAAUCUUCCGAGGGCGCAUGUCCAUGAAGGAAGUGGACGAACAAAUGCUCAAUAUCCAAAAUAAGAAUAGCACCUACUUCGUCGAAUGGAUUCCCAACAACGUAAAGACUGCUGUUUGCGACAUACCACCUCGCGGUCUCAAAAUGUCUGCCACCUUCAUCGGAAACACAACUGCUAUUCAGGAGCUAUUUAAGAGGAUUUCUGAACAAUUUAGCGCUAUGUUCAGACGUAAAGCUUUUCUGCAUUGGUAUACGGGUGAAGGUAUGGAUGAGAUGGAAUUCACGGAGGCCGAAAGCAAUAUGAAUGAUCUGGUGUCAGAAUACCAACAGUACCAGGAUGCUACAGCUGAUGACGAAGGGGAAUUCGAGGAAGAGGAAGAAGCAUAAAAUUUAUUGCUGUCCAAUGUUGUGUAUGUCUUUUGUGUAACGUGUCUAGUGAUAGGUAUAAAUAUUUUUCAUUGUAAUUUUUGAUAUAAAUAAAAAAAUAACUUUA